Gossypium raimondii (Peruvian cotton) is the source of this 3438-nucleotide messenger RNA. RefSeq lists its product as uncharacterized. The transcript is spliced from 19 exons. NCBI's taxonomy places the organism in Eukaryota, Viridiplantae, Streptophyta, Magnoliopsida, Malvales, Malvaceae. The record is from RefSeq and is a predicted model, not a curated record. Bases 513 to 3095 code for a protein of 860 amino acids.
CUCGCCACGUGUCCCUUCUAUUCCUCUCUCUCUGAUCCAUGACAGUUAUGAUCAGAUCCUUUUCCCGUUUUUUUAGUGAAAAAUAUUUAGACUGUUCUUUUUUUUCUACUCCGAAUUUUUAUCCGCGUUUAUUGAUUUGGAUUUUGAUAAUGUGAGAUGUGAUUUAAUUCUUUUGAAAACAAAUUUGAGUGGAAAAUAUGAGCAUAUGUUGUUUUCUAACGUAACUCGGCAGUCUUCGGAUGCCGAUUUCAGGUAUAUUGGAGCUCCAUUUUCAUUUAAAAUUUCAUUUUUAUUUUGAUGAUUUUUUUUUUGUGAUCAAGAUCUUAUUGAAUUUCAUCACGGUUUGGUUUAGUAAUCGAGGAUUGUGCUAUCUGGUUGCUAGCGAUUUAAUUUUGUUUGUUUGUUUGUUUUUAUGAGAACGUUGUUUGAAGUUUGUGAUCUUUCAUUGAGAAAAAAAAGUUUCAUGGAACCUGGUGUGAUAUUUGUCCAAAUUGAGUGGAAAAUAUGAGCAUAUGUUGUUUUCUACCGUAACUCGGCAAUCUUCGGAUGCCGAUUUCAGGGAUGCGUAUGGAUUUGCUGUGAGGCCUCAGCAUGUACAAAGAUACCGAGAAUAUGCUAAUAUCUACAGGGAAGAAGAGGAGGAAAGAUCAGGUAGGUGGAAUGAUUUCUUGGAACGCCAAGCAGAUUAUGCUCAAUUGCUUACCAAUGAGAUGCCCUCGGAGGGAAGAAAGGAGGUCUCGCACAUUGAAGUUGCAGAGGAUGGGAAUAAUGAAGCACGAAAGGGAGUUGAAGGCGAUGAUUUAUGCAAAAAGAAGUUGGGUUCUGAUAGUCUGUCUGCUAAGGAUGAUGCAGAACAAGAGAAGGUGCUGCCAGCACCAGAGAAAAGAGGUCGUCAAACUGCAAUAUGGACUGAAAUUAGACCAUCCCUUCGGGCCAUUGAAGAUAUGAUGAGUACUUGCGUAAAGAAAGGCCGUUUAUCUGAAGAAGAGCAAGAAACCAGUCGAGCAAAGCCAUUAUCUCCUGCAGAAGAUGCUAGAUUCACUAAGGGAUCAUCAGAAGAUGAUUCUGAGGAUGAAUCUUUUUAUGCUGAGAGAUCUGACCCAGUUCAGGAUGCCCCUACACUUGACAGAACCGGCACUAUAAGAGGUGCUGCUGCAAAUGCAGCUCCUACAGAAUCUUCAUUUCCCUGGAAAGAAGAGUUGAAAGUUCUUGUCCGUGGUGGAGUGCCAAUGGCUCUUAGGGGAGAGAUUUGGCAAGCCUUUGUUGGUGUAAGGAGACGCCGAGUAGAAAAUUAUUACCAGAAUCUGCUUGCCAAUGAAACUAACUCUGGCGAUAACACCAAUCAAAAGAGCUACCAGUCAGAUGGUAAGGGUUCAGCCACCAGGUCUGCAUGUGGGCCUGAGAAAUGGAAGGGGCAGAUUGAGAAGGAUUUGCCACGAACGUUCCCUGGUCACCCUGCUCUGGAUGAUGAUGGUAGAAAUGCUUUGCGACGUUUACUUACAGCCUAUGCUCGACAUAACCCCUCUGUUGGAUACUGUCAGGCCAUGAAUUUCUUUGCUGCCUUUUUACUCCUCUUGAUGCCUGAAGAAAAUGCGUUCUGGACUUUGAAGGGUAUUAUUGAUGAGUAUUUUGAUGGCUAUUUCUCAGAGGAAAUGAUUGAGUCUCAGGUUGACCAACUUGUUUUUGAAGAGUUGGUGCGUGAGAGAUUUCCAAAACUUGUCAGUCAUCUAGAUCACCUGGGAGUACAAGUGGCAUGGGUUACUGGACCAUGGUUCCUUUCCAUUUUUAUGAACAUUCUUCCAUGGGAAAGUGUGCUUCGAGUCUGGGAUGUGUUCCUAUUUGAAGGAAAUCGUGUUAUGCUGUUUAGGACAGCACUUGCUCUUAUAGAGUUUUACGGCCCUGAAUUACUUACAACUAAGGAUGCGGGAGAUGCAGUUACUUUACUACAAUCAUUAGCUAGCUCAACAUUUGACAGCAGUCAACUCGUAUUGUCAGCUUGUAUGGGUUACGAAAAUGUAAAUGAACAAGUAUUACUUGAGUUAAGGGAGAAGCACCGGUCAGUUGUAAAAGCUGCAGUUGAUGAAAGAUUAAGGGGGCUUCAAAUUUGGAGGGAAUCACAGGGCCGGGCAUCUAAGCUAUAUGGUUUUAAGCAAGAUUCUAAGUCAGCGCUUAGGAAAACAAAUAAGACAGGAGAAUUGGUUGAUUCAAAAACUAAUGGAGAUCUUUCACGUUCCAAGUCCGAAUCAAUGAAUGCGGAUGAAAAUCUUCUUUGUCUGACAAGAGAUGCUAAGUCGGAUUCUGUUCCAGAUCUUCAACAGCAGGUUGUAGGGUUAAAGGUUGAGUUGAGCAGGUUGCUGGAAGAGAAAAGAUCAGCUGUUCUCAGAUCUGAUGAACUGGAGACAGCAUUGAUGGAAAUGGUUAAGCAGGACAAUCGACGCCAAUUAUGUGCUAGGGUAGAGCAAUUAGAGCAAGAAGUUGGUGAGCUUCAUAAGGCACUGUUUGAGAAGACUGAACAAGAAACUGCAAUGCUUCAGAUCCUAAUGCAAUUUGAGCAAGAUCAAAAGGAAACAGAAGAUGCUUGUAGAUUUGCCGAACAAAAUGCAGCUGCACAGAGAUAUUCUGUUGAAGUGCUUCAGGAAAAGUAUGAAAAGGCCAUUGCUGCGCUUGCUGAAAUGGAGAAAAGAGCGGUAAUGGCAGAAUCAAUGGUGGAAGCUACCUUACAUUACCAUUCUGGACAAAAUAAAGCUCAGCCAUCUCUUUCUCCACGAUCACCCCAGCCAAAUUCACCACCACGCAACAAUCAAGAGGUACAACAAGAGAAUCCCGCCAGCAAGCUUAAUUUACUUGCUCGACCAUUUGUACUUGGCUGGCGCGACAGAAUCAAGGGAAAGAUCAGUAAUGCUUAUCGACCAAAUGAUGGGAAGUCCUCUAGUGAAGAUCAGAAUACUGCAACACAGCAGGAAACAAACACUAAGGAAAACAACGCCGAGAAUACAGAUGACAAGGAAGCAAAUGGCAACGAAGCUCAUGUUUUUUCUCGUAUCAUGUCUCUCAACUUUCAAAAGUCCACAUCAUGGAGGGAAGCAUGGAAGUAAUAUAUAAAAACCUCAGCCAAGCCCAAGGGAUACAUUUCUUGCCUUACAAGCAAGGUUUUUGUUCCCCUUAGCUGCAUCGUUCUCUUUUCAUUCUAGGAGUGGAGGAACCAACCUAUGCCACAAUCCUUCAACUGAUCCAGUUUUAGGAUCCUACUUUCUUUCUUUUUGAUAGACGCAAGUUAUAUAUAUGUCAAAUUUUCAUUUAAAUUGUAGUUCUUGAUUCAAUUAUUUGUAUCUUGAUUCAAUUAUUUGUACAGAUUUUUUUAAAUAUUUGUAACACUUCCAUACUUGACCCGAUCACCUGAUCAAGACACCGAAAUAUCACAUUAAUUGUCGGAGCAAU